Dioszegia hungarica is the source of this 3336-nucleotide messenger RNA. Its product is annotated as putative Two-component sensor molecule. NCBI's taxonomy places the organism in Eukaryota, Fungi, Basidiomycota, Tremellomycetes, Tremellales, Bulleribasidiaceae. Gene Ontology annotation, molecular function: phosphorelay sensor kinase activity; histidine phosphotransfer kinase activity. Gene Ontology annotation, biological process: protein autophosphorylation; phosphorelay signal transduction system. The record is from RefSeq and is a predicted model, not a curated record. The transcript has 9 exons. The coding region runs from base 1 to 3336 and encodes 1111 amino acids.
AUGAACAGCCACGAGCACCCCCCUCGGGCGGGAGGAUCGCAGCGGACGCGUUUCGCUCCUUCACGAUACACCACCAUCUGGGACAAGGUGAAGCAAUCCCUCAAACCCCCUUCCCAUCCCUCUACUACCUCGGAAUCGGCGGUCGACUCGUCCUUCAACAUGACGGACCAGGUAUACCUGGAAAGCGAGCACGGGCGGGUCAGCGGACCGACUCUGGACCUCCUCAACCCAAAUGCGGGUACCACCAGCCGGCACAAGAAGCAGAUCCGUCGUCGGCCGAAAUCAUCAGUGGCGAACUCGACGAGUCGGUACGGGGAUGACGAGGAUCUCAAUGCGAAUCCGCACGAUCCGUUCGGGCACGUCGUGGUGGAGAAUGACUUUGACCACUUUGUGCCGGGUGCGGCAAAGAGCGAGUCGGGGAGUACAAAUCCGGGGACGGGCGGACAAAGAUCGGGGACGGGAUUGUUUUCGAGGACGUCCAAGGGGGAUGGGGACGACGAAGAGGAUGAAGACGAGGUGAAGGAUACGCGCAGUGAGAUGGGGAGUAUAAGGAGGGACAGGAGGCAGAUCUGGGUGCAAAGGACGAGGGUGUAUGAGUUUGUGGUGGACAGGUGUUGGCCGAAUCUCAAGCACUUUUUGGAUUCGGCAUUCCCAGAGCCAAGUAAGGAGCGGUCAUUCCAGAAGGAGACAUGGUUCAUGAACAAACCCGCCGCGCUCGCUUCUUCGACCUACUUUCUCAUCGCUUGGGUCCUUACCGUCUCGCUACUACCCACGCCCCUGGGCAACUUCAACUGGGGAGUCUAUGUCGCUGCUGCCGGUUUCCUCACCAUUCCUAUCUUCUUCAUGGUCGCGCUCGACUACCCACGCCGCCUCCCAUCAGUCUAUCAACCUUUCCUCGCGGGUGCAACCUGGAUCCUCGCCGAUAUUCUCGUCAUCGAGAUGCACGUCUGCGGCUUCUUCAGCAAUGACAACCAAUGCGGCAGCCGGAACUUUCUCAACACAUUCGCGUUCGCGUACGGCCAGCCUACCCUCGCUGUCUUUGCGCUGAAACAGGGCCGGUCAUUCGCUGUGAUGGGGGCGGUCCAGUGGAUGGUCCUGGUCGGCGCACUGUUGAUGACGGAGGAGAACUACCCGGUCCUCUUUUACCGGAAUAUCGUCAUGUUCUGCUUCUUCCACGCCUUCAUCAUCGGCACUUCAUUCCUCAAGGAACGGUCCGACCGCCAGAUGUUUGCACUGCGCCAACAGCUCAAGAUCCAAUAUCGGGCCACCCAGUCCGCCCAGGUUCUGGAGCGCCGGUCGGCCGAUUCGAAGAAACGAUUCGUUUCGUACAUUUUCCACGAAGUGCGAGUACCGCUCAACACGGCGUUGCUGGCGGUGCAGAACUUGGAAGGUGAGAAUGUCUUUGGAGGGCUGGAGGAGGAUCAGUCAGAGAUGGUACAUGGGUUGAUGGGGAGUCUGACCAUGAUGGAGAAGGUUUUGAAUGAUGUUCUAUCGUUCAACCGGAUGGAAAGUGGGAAAUUCACCCAAGCGCGCAAACCUUUCGACUUUCACAAGAGCAUCCAGCUCGUUGCGCUCAGUCAUCGGAUGCAGGCGCACUCGGCGGGUAUCGAGCUUAUCGUGGAGCUGGAUAAGGAUAUUGAUCGGAUAGGGGGGACGUUUGUGGGGGAUGAAAUGAGGUUGAGGCAGGUUACGAGUAAUCUCGUGUCCAACUCUAUCAAAUUCACCGAAAAGGGUUCCGUCCGAAUCGUCACUAAGCUCUUGUAUCCUCGAUUCGAGCCUACUCCUUCGGUCGAACGUGAUGACCCGCUCAAUAUCGCCGCCGACAAUGCCCAAUCAAUCAAACAUGUGGAUGGCAAUACCGAGAAGAUUGAGCAUGUGGUGGAUCUGGAGAAGGGGUCGGUGGCGGUCGAAGCGCAGCGGCAGAAUCGUGAUUCGAUGGGUGAAAAGGCGCAAGCGCCGGCGCCGGAGGAGCGGAGGAGGGAGAAGGCGGUUGUGAGGGUCGAGAUCCACGAUACCGGCGUCGGACUCAAGAAGCAGGAUGUCAUCGAUAAUCGACUCUUCUCGCCAUACGUCCAAACGGAGAUUGGACGGCGACAAGGCGGGAAGGGGUCGGGACUGGGCCUGGCGCUUGUCCGCCAGAUCGUCAAGCUGUCGGAUGGUCGACUGGGCGUCGAAAGUCAAUUCGGCAAGGGCUCGAUGUUCUGGUUUGAACUACCCUACUCUAUCCCUUCGAAACGGAGAGAAGCGCUUCCAGUGGGCAUCAGCCUCCUCGGCUCGCCCAAACCAGAACGGACCACUCCGAGCGUGCGCCAAAAUCCAACAUUACCGCCUUCCGGUCUGAGCAGCUCCUACAUCCCCUCCACCCCCGGUCUGACUACGGCCAGCCAACCUACCUCGAUCCUCCAAAACCCCUCGACCCAUUCGAAUUCUUCGCCUCAACCCCCACCUGUCCGAGCGGUCGAUUUCCAGCCUCCACCGGAACGUCCCGCACUCACCAUCACAGAAUCGGAGCUCCCCCUUCUUCCUGACUCGCACGGCGGGGCGCGUCCGGUACCUACCGAAGAAAUCAUAGCGUCGACUUUCCCAUCGACGUAUACGGAAGGAUAUACGCCCGGCCGGACACCCAUCUCGCCUGAGAUCAGGGGUGAUGCGGACCCGUUCGAGUCGGCUCGUCCGGUCUUGCAGCGCGGAUCGAGCGAUUCGGGGCGGACAAAGACGGAUAGUCCGCCCAUGGCCAGGCCGGGAUUGCCGGAGACGGCAGAGGUGGCCGUGGCGGGUCCGUCGGCGCCUACCUCGGCAGCUCCAGCUCCGGCGGCGGCGGCGGCCGCGGCCGGGGCGAGGAUGGGCGUGGAUGUGCCAAAUACGCCAGGGACAGGAGAGGGGCCGCUCUGCCUCUUGGUGGUCGAUGAUGACAAGUUGACCCGGAUGCUCAUGUCUCGAAUGCUGAGACGGCUGGGGCAUCAAGUGACGACGGCGGAGAAUGGAAAGGUUGCGCUGGAGAUGUUGACGGACUGCUUUGAGGGUAAAGCGGGGGUCCCGAAGUUUGAUAUGGUGUUUUUGGACAACCAAAUGCCAAUCAUGUCGGGCGUCGAAGUAGCAGGCCACGUCCGCGACCUCGGCCAACACAUCUUUAUCGUCGGCUGUACCGGUAACGCAUUGCGGGAAGACCAAGAAGAGUAUAUCGCGGCGGGUGCGGACGAUAUUCUGACGAAACCGAUCCAUCAGAAGAACGUGGUGGGGAUGAUUGCGGAGGCGAGGAAGCGGAUAGCAGGGGAGACCAAGUGGGUUGCUGGGGCGGCAUUGGGGGAUCGGAGGGGGAGUGCGUCCCUGGACUAA